This is a messenger RNA of Mobula hypostoma (lesser devil ray), 2594 nucleotides long. RefSeq names its product protein phosphatase 1, catalytic subunit, gamma isozyme (gene ppp1cc). Gene Ontology annotation, molecular function: protein serine/threonine phosphatase activity. Gene Ontology annotation, cellular component: nucleus; cytoplasm. Bases 137 to 1108 code for a protein of 323 amino acids. The record is from RefSeq and is a predicted model, not a curated record. Lineage: Eukaryota; Metazoa; Chordata; Chondrichthyes; Myliobatiformes; Myliobatidae. The transcript is spliced from 7 exons.
CCUUCCGCCGAGCGGUGACGCCAUUUUCUGGAGGAUUUUUUUUGAAAAAGGAAGGGAGGCUCGGGAGGAGACGGGGAGAAGCGGCUGAAGGCGAGGGACCGACCACCACCACCACCCCGAGGCACUGCCCCAAACCAUGGCCGAUGUCGACAAGCUCAACAUCGACAGCAUCAUUCAGAGAUUGUUAGAAGUGCGAGGUUCAAAACCUGGAAAGAAUGUGCAGCUGCAGGAGAAUGAGAUCAGAGGCUUGUGUCUCAAAUCACGUGAAAUCUUCCUCAGUCAACCUAUUCUCCUAGAACUCGAGGCUCCAUUAAAAAUUUGUGGUGAUAUUCAUGGCCAAUAUUAUGAUUUGCUUCGACUGUUUGAAUAUGGUGGCUUCCCACCAGAGAGCAAUUACCUGUUUCUUGGUGAUUAUGUGGACAGGGGGAAGCAGUCAUUGGAAACUAUCUGUCUGCUGUUGGCUUAUAAAAUUAAAUAUCCAGAAAAUUUUUUCCUUUUGCGUGGAAACCAUGAAUGUGCCAGUAUAAACAGAAUUUAUGGAUUUUAUGAUGAAUGUAAAAGGAGGUACAAUAUUAAAUUGUGGAAGACCUUCACAGACUGUUUCAAUUGCUUACCAAUAGCUGCCAUUGUGGAUGAAAAGAUAUUUUGUUGCCAUGGUGGUUUGUCACCUGAUCUUCAGUCCAUGGAACAAAUCAGACGAAUCAUGCGACCCACUGACGUGCCUGACCAAGGACUUCUUUGUGAUCUUUUGUGGUCUGAUCCAGACAAAGAUGUAUUGGGAUGGGGUGAAAAUGAUCGAGGUGUCUCAUUUACAUUUGGGGCAGAAGUAGUUGCAAAGUUCCUUCAUAAACAUGAUUUGGAUCUGAUAUGUAGAGCCCACCAGGUUGUAGAAGAUGGGUAUGAGUUCUUUGCGAAGAGACAAUUGGUGACUUUAUUCUCUGCACCCAAUUAUUGUGGGGAGUUUGAUAAUGCAGGUGCUAUGAUGAGUGUAGAUGAAACCUUGAUGUGCUCUUUUCAGAUUUUGAAACCAGCAGAGAAAAAGAAACCCAAUACAAGCCGGCCUGUAACGCCACCAAGGAGCAUGAUCACAAAACAAGCCAAGAAAUAAAACCAGGAAUUCUGGUGUUGCCUAUUCGGACAUGUAUUAUACCGGAUUGUCUCCAUUUUUAACUUUUUUUUGUGUAAAGUGUACCUGUCAGCUUGCUUGGGUUAGAUUACUACUUGUUGACUUGUGGUUUAUCUGCUGUGAUAUGCUGAGUCAUAUUUGCUGCUGCAGAGCAACAAACAUGAGUCAGCCACCUGAGAUGGAAGAUUAUUAAAAAUACAGUAGCUCUCUAACCUGCACUGGUGCUCCUACUCGUUAGCAUAGCCUGCUAACAAUAGUGUGCACUUGGUUAUUCCACAGUAGGCUUCAACGUGGGGAGGGUGGGGAUAAUUGAGGGUUAGUAGUUGAGAGAAAUUUGACUUUUUUGGUACAGUUCAGAAAGUAUUGUAAAUGCAAUGUGAAGAACGUUGAGUUUUCCCUUUUUUAAAGGCCCAAAGAGGUGCUUGAGCCUGGUAAUUUACUUUUUUUGGAAAACAAAAUUCGCUAAAUGUAGGAAGUGGCAUACUGUUUAUAAAACCAAGUUAUAGUUCAAAAAUUUUUGUACUUAAUGUUUUUUAUUUAGAGGAAUGCAUCUGCUUUUUCAAGUCUUCAUGCCUGUCAUAUAAACAACUGUCUUGUUGUAUAGAUGUCACGAUUAGAAGGAUCUGCCUCUCCACUCUGCCAGCACCACUGAAAAUGACGUAAAUUUGAUUAAGCACACUUCCUGUACUAUAUUUUCGAUGAUGAAAUAAAAGCCAUUAUUUUACAUUUGGCAUUUUGAUUUGUCAAAUAUUAGCUUCCUUGUGUUUAUAAUGGCUAACACGGAUUAGUUAACUUCUGGCAAAGAUGGUGGAGAACAGAUUAAGGUAUGUCUAGCAUAGAAUAUUAAUGAACUUUUAUUUGUCAUUCACUCAUUCCUAGAAUGGGGAUUGGGAGAUUUCCCUAUUCCUCCAUGCCAUUAUCAUCCCUGGCCUUGAAGCCAAGCAAGCAAUUUGAGGAUCUGUGUCAUUAGACAAUUGGCCACUAGGUGAAAAAUAAUUUGGAAUGCUCAAUGUUUAAACUUCCCUUUAGACAUUUCUCACCAUGUAUUUGUAGCUGAGAGCAUAAGGUUUUAAACUCUUUCAGGUCACUUGUAUGCAAUGGACAUUUUUCCCCUUCAUUGCGUUCAAAUUUCUUAAAGGUGAAUAGAUACGAUACUCGUUUCCCUUUAUUUAGUCAUCCCCUCUCCUCCCAUACUCCAAGAUUUUUGCCUUUUCUCACUUGGUACAAAACCUUGUCCAUACACUUUUUGUCAACAUUACUGCAUUCAAGAGGAGAUACUGAUUUGGCUUUCUUUAUCUCCACUACCAUGCUGGGGAAGUUCAAAAUUGGGCAAUCCACUUCAGCCUUGUGGCUGGUUUAAAUGUGGCAGUGGCAGAUCCCUGGGCAUCUAUUUGAAUGCCUGUACUGUCAACUAUGUAAGUUAAUUUCAAGAUCAAAAUUGGGAAGAAAAAUAAAUCCUUUUUACAAA